UGUUUCCCUUCUGACUCACUGCCAGUUUGUGUGGAGAAAAAAAGGUUAGCCUUGAGCUUGAUGAAAUAAAUAAAUGAAUAAUUGACCCAGAAAUCAAACAUUGCCAAACAAGAGACGACUGAGGAGCUGAGACUUCGUGUGGAACGUUUUAAUUUACGGCUUAAAAUUCUGAACAACUGACAUCCAGACGCACACAAUUGGAACAUUGGGCCUCAUCCGUCCACUGUCGUCUGCUGUUGUCUGUCCAUUGUCGUCCGCUGUCCUCACCUGUCGUCUGUCCACAUCAUCCGUCCUGGUCGCCUUCAGGCAUUCAGCAGCCCGUGGACAAGUGGAAAGGGAACUUGGCUUGUAAUCGGAAGGUUGCCGGUUCAAGUCCCCACCAGGUUGAAAGGGCUGGGGUACCCCUGAGCAAGAUGGAGAGUGAAGAGUCUGAUUAAAUAAUCAUUGCGUGUGGUUUCCUCCCCCUGCUCGUCACCUUGGGGACAUAUUGUCCCCCGUCAGUGAAACCUCGGGGACAGAAGGCUCCGCCACAGGGAGGCGCGGCGGGGGAGCAACGAGCUGAUGAAACGAGGAUCGGGGAGGGAGCUUUGAAUCCUCUGCUCGGACCCUGCCACGCCUGGAGGGGAGGGGACAGCUGACUGCACUGCCAACCAAUGAGAGCGCCCCCACAUGGACGCCUCGUCCAAUUAGAGUGAGGCCACUUAUCAAUGAGCCAAUGAUGAACCAAAGGAGACUCGUUUAUCACUGACGCCGUUAGCCGCUCCAGGUUGGGGGUGGAGUCAGGUUUCAGUCGCCACAGAGAUGAUCAGAUUGUAACCGCCCCCCCGCCGGUUCCCUCGGAGACGACACCUGAGUCGACGCCCGUGCCAACAUCUUCAUCGUCACCUGCUGCAGCAGCAGCUGCCGCCGUCUCUGCACCGGACCACGUUUCAGCGCACGGUCCAAGUGGGUCACACUGACGCACGAGCCAGCGCUGCCUCCAGAGUGUGUGGCGGGAGGCCACGCCCUCCUGCAGAACCCAUACCGCAGCAGCAGCUUUAGCUCCACCUGGCUGCAGCAGUCGUCCCUGCAGGACUUCAUCUGUGACCACUCCCUGACUCCGGGCUGGUACCAGUUCCAGAUCUUUGACAAACCCGCGGUCAUGCCCACUCACUGUGUGGAGGUGAACCACUGUGGGACGCAGGCCCCGGUGUGGCUGUCCCUGCGCGAUGGCGAGUCGCUGCCCGGGCCGCUGGAGGUCAGGCAGCUGACGGCGUGCGCCGCCUGGCAGCUUUUCACCAGCAGCAGCAAAGACUGCUGUUUGUUCCGCAUCCCAGUCACCGUUCGUAACUGUGGGGACUUCUACGUGUACCUGCUGCAGCCCACACAGGGCUGCAUGGGAUACUGUGCUCAAGAGACGUCUGCCACUUCACCCACGGCGCUGCCGUCCUGUGGCCCUGACGAGAUGAACGUCGCUGGAGCUUGUCAAACUAAACCGCCUCCUCCUCCGUCCGUCCCUGUGAUCGUCCCCGUGGUGACGGGAAACACCGUCUACCUGAAGUGCAGCUUUAACAGCCGCUCCAACAGCUCCCUGGGUCACGUGGUGGCGUGGUCUCGUCUCUCACCUGAGGGCAGGAGGGAGGAGCUUAAACAGGAAACCACCAUCCAGACUUUUGCUGUCAUCGAGCUGGACGGCUUCAACCUGCGUCUGGGGGACAAGAUUUACUGCUCCAGUUUCAGUUUCUUCUUGGAGGCCCCUGACGUCCGCGGAGCGUCGGUGGACAGUCAGGAGUAUUUUGCUGGGAUUAGGCUAAUACCAGAGGUGAGCGUUGUAUCAGAGGAUGGGAGACUGUAUGAGCUGGUGGUUGAGAGCACAGUCCCUGUCCCAUGUCUGGAAGAGUCCUCGCCCUCGUCCUCGCCCUCGUCCCCGUCCCCGUCCUCGACACAACACUGCGCUCUGUCUCUGCAGAUUAGCACCAGCAGUCAAGACGAGGGUUUCCUGGGUGCAGAUUUGUCUCUGUCCUCCUGUGUGGUGGAUCUGUCCCAGAGCACCUGCAGGGACGGGGUUUGUAGUCGAGCUCAAAUCCACUUCAGCCCCAACACGGACUUUGUCAGAGACGGGAACAGGACAACUAAAAUCUCCAUCAAACCGUUUGUCGCACAGAAUUUUCUCUGGAAUGGAUACUCGCCAGAACCUGUCCAGAUCACAGUGAAGGACGUUCCUUCAGCGUACUGCUACUCCUUCACUGAUCCUCACAUCAUCACAUUUGAUGGCAGGGUUUACGAGAGCAGCCACAUUGGCACGUUCGUCCUGUAUAAGAGCACGCUCUGGCCACUCGAGGUGCACGUGCGUCAGUGGGAGUGCGGGAGUUUGGUGCACGCCGCCUCGUGCGUGUGCGGCUUCGUGGCGAGGGACGGCGGCGAUGUCAUCGCUUUCGACAUGUGCAACGGAGAAAUGGGUGAAACCAGGCCUCACCUGUCCGUGAAGAACCGGGACCUGAGCAAGAGUGGCGUCCGGAUCACCGAGUCCUACCAGGGACGCAAAGUCACUAUUUCCUUCUCAUCAGGAGCGUUUGUGCGUGCCGACGUGUCUGACUGGGGAAUGAGUCUGACGCUGAGAGCUCCCGGAUCAGACCGGGGCCACACUCGGGGUCUGUGCGGGACCUUCGACGGACACUCGGGAAAUGACUUCCACUCAGCAGGGGGCGCCACACUGGAGCACAUCAACACUUUUAUCUCCGCAUGGAGACUCUCUCCAGGAACCAGCCUGUUUGACACAAUGCCCUCCCACCUGAGUGCGCCAAAUCCUCGCAAGUACUGCACCUGUCAGACCGAGCCCCGCCCCACAUCUCCCAGAGCCCGAUCUCAGCCGGUCGCCUCCCCUGACUCCACCUGCUCUCGUUACGGCAACGUGGUUCAUCUCAGCGUUAUCCCAACUCUGGAUGUGACAGCUGAGUACAUCAGGUCAGUGGAGCUCCUCCAAGGCAACGACAGACAGUUGCUGCCUCCAGGUCUCUCCACGCCAAAGCCCCAGAAUCAUGGUAUUGACAGAGGCUUCCAGCUGAGACCUUCCAGGUCUGAGUCUACAGAACAGCUCCAGUGGCGCAGGAGCAGGCGUCAGGACCACCGCUAUGUUUCUAACUCUCCGCACCAAAGCCUCAGCCAGUCAGACCUGGAGGGAUUCACCUACUUCUUCCCAGAGGACCACGAACCAUCAGCUCAACCAGACUCCUCCCCAACAUGGCCGACGCCCUCCGGCCUCACCGAGUCGCAGGCCCGUGCUCAGUGUCAGGACGCUGUGGCUCAGUCCAGCAUCGCAGACGGAUGUGAGCGCCUCCUGGAAGAGACGCUCGUUGGCCACGUGGUGAAUAUGUGUGUGAGCGACCUUCAGCUGAAGGACGAGCUGUCGUGGCUGAACGCGACGUUACCUCUGCUGGAGAACGAGUGUGAGAGGAGGCUGGUGGAGGAGACGAGGAGACACGGAGAACAUCAGGACAUCCUGUCCACACUCAAGUGUCCUGGUCUGUGCAACGGCAACGGCCAGUGCUCGGACUGGGGAUGUGUUUGCUUCCCAGGAUUCGGGUCGUAUGACUGCAGCGUGCUGUCUGACCAGAUCCCGGAGAUCACAGAGGUGCAGAAGCACGGUCUGUGUGACGUGCGACAGGGAGACUGUUCCACCGUCCAGGUCUUCGGUCAGGGCUUCAGGGACUCCUACGAGCUCAAGUGUGAGUUUGUUAAAGAAAAGUUUAUGGAUGGUGAUUGGGUUUUGGACGAGCCCAUAUUUGUUCUGGCCACCUUCCUGGAUGUCACCGCUCUGGAGUGCCAGCUCCCCCUGGAGGACAGCUGGACUCCUGCAGGCCUGGAUCUGGAAGCAGCAACAAACAGACCACUGGCUCGCUGGCAAAUUAAAGUGUCCAACGACGGCUACAGCUACAGCAACGCAAAGAUUCUGACUGUGUACGACGGAGCGUGUCACAUCUGCAGCGUCAACACCGAGGUCCUCUGUACGCUGAGGGAGAAAACCUGUAACAUUGAUGGCGUGUGUUUCGCUGCCGGAGAGUUGAGUCCCAGCAGCCGCUGCCUCACGUGUCGACCGGACUCGUCCACGCACACGUGGUCCAUCGCAGAGCAGAAUUCUCCCCCGCUGCUGCAGCCGCUGCCGUUUCCUCUGCGCUCCUUCCACGGCGAGAACUUCACCUUCCAGCUCGAGGCUCGGGACUCGGAGGGCUCGGCGGUCAGGUUCAGCCUGGUCUCAGGUCCUGAAGGCGCGGCUCUGUCUCCGGCCGGUCUGCUGACGUGGACGCCCACGGCAGAGACGACACUCACACACAUGUUCUACUUCACUGUGACGGACGACUGUGGCGCCGAGACCAGAGCGUCUGUGCAGGUGUCUGUGCGCUCCUGUGAUUGUCUCAACGCAGCUCGCUGUGCGACAAACAUCAACUUCCCCGCGGGCAGUGGAGAGUUCCUGUGUGUUUGUCUGAGUGGAUUCACGGGGUCGCGCUGUGAGGUCAACGUCGACGACUGCAAACCAAACCCCUGCAGACUCGGCCGCUGUAUCGACGGCACGGACUCCUUCUCCUGCGUGUGCCCACCUGGCAUGACAGGUCAUACGUGUAGAGAGGAUAUAGAUGAAUGCGUCUCUCAGCCGUGUUUUUCUGGAGUCGGCUGUAACAACACACUGGGCUCCUUCGUCUGUGGACUCUGUCCUCAUGGAUACCGCGGCGAUGGAAGAAACUGCACCUCAGCGAGAUUCUCUCCGGUGUCACUGAGGCCCAAACCCUCGGUGGCGUCUCCGUGCAGCAGGAGACCGUGUCACUCAGGCGUCCAGUGUUUCCAGAGCGUCCAUGUGUCUGCCGGCUUCGUCUGUGGACCCUGCCCUGUGGGUUUCCAUGGAAACGGACGGACAUGCACGGCAACAGGUCAGGCAACAGUCGCCAGCGGAGCAGACGGUCAUUCUCACAUUUCCAAAUCAAAUUCCAGCCAGGAAAUGACUCCCUCCCUCCCCUCAUCGUCGUCCUCCACCUCUUCAUCAUCAUCAUCGUCUUCUCCUUCGUCACCCAGACAAAGCUCGGACAGGAGGACGAGACCAGAAUCCUCUGUCUCCACCUUCAGUAGAGACAGAAAAACCACGGCGACGCCGCUGAAUCAAACCGUGACUCGACUGUUUGCCUCCACCGUCGUCAGAGGUCAACCCAGUGGGGCGGAGCUGACCCCUGACCUCUCUGCCGCCAAUGUCAAAUCACACCAUGUGACCUGUGCGGACUCUCCCUGCUUCCCCGGCGUUCCCUGUGAGCCCACGGCCACCGGGUGGUUCAGGUGUGGACGCUGUCCGUACGCUUACACCGGGGAUGGAGUCACGUGUAAAGCCGUGUGCAGGUUUCCCUGUGGCAGGAACAUGGAGUGUUCUCUGCCAAACACCUGCACCUGCAGAGAAGGUUACACAGGCUACAACUGUAGGACAGCUGUUUGUCGUCCAGACUGUAAGAACCAGGGAAAGUGUGUGAAACCACAGGUGUGUGAGUGUCCUGCAGGCUACACUGGACCCACCUGUGAGGAAGCCAUCUGUGAACCUUCGUGCCAACAUGGCGGCACCUGUGUGCUCAGAAACCUCUGCACCUGCCCGUACGGCUACGUGGGACCAAGAUGUGAAAUCAUGGUGUGUAACAGACACUGUGAAAACGGAGGCGAGUGUGUGUCACCUGAUGUCUGCAGAUGUAAACCAGGCUGGAACGGACCCACGUGUAACUCAGCUCUCUGUAAUCCUGUCUGUCUGAACGGAGGAACGUGCAUCAAACCAAACAUCUGUGUCUGUCCCAGCGGCUUCUAUGGAUCCCAGUGUCAAAUCGCAGUGUGUAGUCCUCCCUGUAAGAACGGAGGUCAGUGUAUGAGGAACAACGUGUGCUCCUGUCCUGACGGCUACACGGGGAAAAGGUGUCAGCAGAGUGUGUGUGAGCCCACGUGCAUGAACAAAGGUAAAUGUGUUGGAUCAAACACAUGCUCCUGUGCGUCGGGCUGGAGAGGAAGCCGCUGUAACAUACCCGUUUGUCUGCAAAAGUGUAAAAAUGGCGGCGAGUGUGUCGGACCGAACACCUGCCACUGUCCCAUUGGCUGGGAAGGCCUGCACUGUCAAACACCGAUCUGUAAACAGCGUUGUCUGAACGGAGGCAGGUGCGUCCUGCCAGAGUACUGCCACUGUCGGAAAGGCUACAAGGGACUAACGUGCUCAGUGAAGGCAUCACAGGCGUGAUGGAGACGCAGUUAUGGAGUAAAAGAAGCAACAAAAUGCACAAAGCAGGAAGACGACACCAUGAGUUGUUGUAUGUACAGUGUGAGUGUGAGAGAGUGUGUGUGUGUGUGUGUGUGUGUGUGUGUGUGUGUGUGUUGAACGUUUGAACAGAGGGACUUUGAUGAAUUGCACGUGUCUUUUUGUCCCCGUAUUUCACUACCUCAUGUUUUGAAGUGGCACACGUGUUUAAGUCGUCAGCAGGGAUUUUUACACAGAUGUGUGUGUGUGUGUGUGUGUGUGUGUGUGUUUCAUACGUUCCAGUUAUAGUCGGAAGUCGGAGUAACCUCACAAACCCGAUAUCUGCUUUUCUAUUACAGUCGUAGCUGGACUCAAUUAUACGCUUGCUGUUUAUUUUCUGUUUAUUUCAGAUCAAGCACAAUAAAAUAACCUCUUCAAAAGGUCGCCGUGUUUGUUGAUGCCUGCAACUCGGCACCGCCCUCUAGAGGAAGUAUUGCGUAACGUCCAGACCAAAGCAAAGGACGUGUGGAGGUAAAACAGAUGAAUGUGCCUUUAAUUGCACUUUUGUUUUACAUUAAAUCAGUCGUUGAGUUUUUAUCCGUGAACAUGUUGCUAAUGUCACUCCCGCUCUCUGACUUCCGAUGUAAAUGGAACGCAGCAGUAAUCUUUCAUUUUAUUAUCUUUAAUUUCACAAUUUUAAACACUUUAUAACUUUGACCAAACUGACAUU
Solea solea (common sole) is the source of this 6956-nucleotide messenger RNA. RefSeq names its product von Willebrand factor D and EGF domains (gene vwde). Gene Ontology annotation, cellular component: membrane. The record is from RefSeq and is a predicted model, not a curated record. Gene Ontology annotation, molecular function: calcium ion binding. Lineage: Eukaryota; Metazoa; Chordata; Actinopteri; Pleuronectiformes; Soleidae. The coding region runs from base 1142 to 6229 and encodes 1695 amino acids. The transcript is spliced from 36 exons.